Molecule: messenger RNA, 4624 nt
Organism: Salvelinus fontinalis (brook trout)
Lineage: Eukaryota; Metazoa; Chordata; Actinopteri; Salmoniformes; Salmonidae
Product: inhibin beta A chain-like
Exons: 2
Coding region: 549-1763 (404 amino acids)
Biological process (GO): SMAD protein signal transduction; BMP signaling pathway
Cellular component (GO): extracellular region
Molecular function (GO): cytokine activity; growth factor activity; hormone activity
Source: RefSeq, a predicted model, not a curated record
GGGUGGGAUCAGGAGGGAGGAGGGAGGUAUAAUUACAGUAGGACACAGGGAGAGGUACAGAAGGAAAGAGAGAAAGAGAGAGAGAGACAGCAAAGAGAGCCCUGCCCACUCUCUCGAAACCAUUCAACUUGUGCACAGUGAGCACUCACAGACUUCUACAGAGAACUACGCUUCCCUGGGGUAACCUUCUGAAGACGACUGACCUUCCCACACAAAACCUCCCAAGGAUCAGACAUCAUCUCCACUCCAGCACUGGCAAGACCAUCUUCUGUCCACACCUCUCCUUCUUCAGCCAUCUCUCCUUUUUAAACACAAGGAUUAUUCUUUUUUGUUCUCACUUUUAGGUGUCACUUUUUAAACUUUUAUUCCAAGUCUUACAGUGCUGCCUACAUUUAUUUGUCCAGAGCUUACCUUGUCUGGAGUUUUUUUUUUAAUCUCUUUUGGUAGAAGGACUGGUAGUUUUCCCCACUCUCGUCUUUUCACCUACCAGUUGGUGCUCGCUGCGCUGCUCUCUACGUUGUCCCGGCAGCAGACCUGUCUAGUCCAGGAUGUCUCCUUUGCCCCUGCUGAGUGGGAUGUUGCUGCUCUUUGCCCAUAGCUGUGGCGGGGCCGGCUCUUUGUCCGUGGCGAUGGGUGGUGGCCAGACGCCACCACAGACCCAGUCCCAGCUGGUGCCAGAGGAUACUGACUGCCCGUCCUGCGCCCUGGCGCGGCUCAACGAGGAGGAGGAUGGCAGCAAACCCGAGGUGGUGGAGGCGGUGAAGAGGCACAUCCUCAACAUGCUGCACCUGCAGGUGCGGCCCAAUGUCACGCACCCGGUGCCCCGUGCUGCUCUGCUCAAUGCCAUCCGCAAGCUGCACGUGGGAAGAGUGGCCGAGGACGGCAGCGUCCAGAUCGAGGAUGGGGGCCACGGGCGCCCCAAUGACGCCGACAUGGUCGAGACGACUGAGAUCCUUACCUUCGCAGAGGCCGGCGACUCCCAGGGUGCGGUCAACUUCCUCAUUUCCAAGGAGGGCGGUGAGCUGUCUCUGGUGGAGCAGGCUAAUGUAUGGAUCUUCCUCCGGCUGGCCAAGACCAAUCGCAGCCGUGCCAAGGUCACUAUACGCCUGUUGCAGCAGCACCAUGGCGGAGACGGCCAUGAAGAGUCUGUGCCACUGGCCGAGAAGGCAGUGGACACGCGGCGCAGUGGCUGGCACACUUUUCCCGUGUCAGCCAGCGUCCAGGCUCUGUUGAAGGGCGACGGCAGCAUGCUCAGUGUGAAGAUCUCCUGCCCGCUGUGCGCCAACGCUGGCGCCACACCCAUCCUGGUGUCGACCGGCGGCAACCAGGAGCGUGAGCAGUCCCACCGGCCCUUCCUCAUGGCGGUAGUGCAGCAGGGCGAGGGCGGCGAGCCACGGCGACGCCACAAAAGGGGCCUGGAAUGCGACGGCAAGGUGCGUGCUUGCUGCAAGCGCCAGUUCUAUGUCAAUUUCAAGGACAUUGGCUGGAGCGACUGGAUCAUAGCACCGGGGGGCUACCACGCCAACUACUGUGAGGGCGACUGCCCCAGCCACGUGGCUAGCAUCACAGGCUCCUCGCUGUCCUUCCACUCCACCGUCAUCAAUCACUACCGCAUACGGGGCUACGCGCCCUUCCAGAACAUUAAGUCAUGCUGCGUGCCCACGAGGCUACGCGCCAUGUCUAUGCUCUACUACAAUGAGGAGCAAAAGAUCGUCAAAAAGGACAUCCAGAACAUGGUUGUAGAGGAGUGUGGCUGCUCGUAAAAGCCUGGCGGAGCUGGUGGGGCUGGGAAGUUGGUCUCAUGCCCAGAGAGACAGAACUAAACGGAAGAGGCCCUUUAUCUCUCUCUCUCUUGCGUGCAAGACACUUGUCAAGACCGACUCCUAUUUGGACUCAAUGACUGGCUUGUUCUCCGUCGUUGGCAAGUCCAGGGUGUAUCUAUAACUCAGAGAAAUCUCUGUGGCACUUUCAAAAAAAAAAAUACAUAAUAUCUAAUAUAUUUUUGUUACAAAACAAAGGGAGGGAGGUGAGAGGAUAUUUAUGUGACCCAGAUGCGGUGUAGUUGCUCCUUUCAUGUACUGCAAGAUGAGAGACCAUGCGAAUGAGGUGCCUGAAAAAUAUACAGUUGAAGUUGGAAGUUUACAUACACCUUAGCCAAAUACAUUUAAACUCAGUUUUUCACAAUUCUUGACAUUUAAUCCUAGUAAAAAAUCCCUGUCUUAGGUCAGUUAGGAUCACCACUUUAUUUUAAGAAUGUGAAAUGUCAGAAUAAUAGCAGAGAGAAUGAUUUAUUUCAGCUUUUAUUUCUUUCAUUACAUUCCCAGUGGGUCAGAAGUUUACAUACACUCAAUUAGUAUGUGGUAGCGUUGCCUUUAAAUUGUUUAACUUGGGUCUAACAUUUCGGGUAGCCUUCCACAAGCUUCCCACAAUAAGUUGGGGGAAUUUUGGUCCACCGCACCAAAGUACAUUCAUCUCUAGGAGACAGAACACGUCUCAUUCCUGAGCGGUAUGACGGCUGCGUGGUCCCAUUGUGUUUAUACUUGCGUAAUAUUAUUUGUACAGAUGAACAUGGUACCUUCAGGCGUUUGGAAAUUGGAUGAACCAGACUUGUGGAGGUCUACCAUUUAUUUUCUGAGGUCUUGGCUGAUUUCGUUUGAUUUUCCCAUGAUGUCAAGCAAAGAGGCACUGAGUUUGAAGGUAGGCCUUGAAAUACAUCCACAGGUACACCCCCAAUUGACUCAAAUUAUGUCAAAUAGCCUAUUAGAAGCUUCUAAAGCCAUGACAUAAUUUUCAGGAAUUUUCCAAGCUGUUUAAAGGCAGAGUCAACUUAGUGUAUGUAAACUUCUGACCCACUGGAAUUGUGAAACAGUGAAUUAUAAGUGAAAUAAUAUGUCUGUAAACAAUUGUUGGAAAAAUUACUUGUGUCAUGCACACAGUAGAUGUCCUAACCGACUUGCCAAAACUAUAGUUUGUUCACAAGAAAUUUGUGGAGUGGUUGAAAAACGAGUUUUAAUGACUCCAACCUAAGUGUAUGUACAUUUCCGACUUCAACUGUACAAACUAUGCAACUUGUCAAGUAUUACAAUCCAUAUUUUUUUUUGCCUGUUUGAUUUUCUCAACUGUUUACUUUUUCAAAACUAAAAAAGAGGAAGACUUUUUUGAGUGUGCGUGCGUGUAUGCGUUCAUGGUGUGUACGUGCUUGUGUGUGUGAGUGUGUGUUGUUGAGAGAUACUUGAAAGAAACACAUUGGACCAGAUGCUGGAACCAAACAUUUCUCUAUGUAUAAUUAUUAUAAUUUGCUAUUGAUAAUAAUAUUAUUGUUGGUUGUUUUUGUUACAUUUCUGUUGAAAAACGUUACGAAUGUUUUCAGUUUGCACUAUACCAACAUUCUGAUCAGCCUAGUCACAAAUAUCAAUGGUAUUCUAAGAGAGGUUAAAAAGCACUUAUGAAUCAAAACAUCUAUAGAGCACGUGAGUUUAAAACAGAGAUAACGAGAAAAAAAGACGAGUAGAUAUAAUUUUGAGUACACAUAGAUGCAUUAUUACAGCAUUUUUUUGACCACCAAAGAGGUAUUGCCAACCAUCAUUGUGAGGCUGUUACAGAUCGCAUUAGCAUAGCCUAGCAUCAGUGCCCAAACAUUCCUUCUGCUCCUGCACAAUGACUUCAUUUCCCAUAAUGCUUCACUCUAACCUAUACUUUUCACAAUACUAUCUUGUUGGAGAGCGGCAUAUUAUUGUGUUAUUAUUGUAUUAUUAUUUGAUUAUUAUUGUAAAAGCACUUACUGUAGGCCAAUUUGUCAUGUUUUGGCAGAAAAUGAAUGUCUCCAUUGAAUUUGGAAGUCUGAAAUAUGUUUCCUGGAAUUCUAGUUAAAAUAGUUUCAUAUUUCAAAAUAUCUCACCAAAUAUUGGAGGUCCCAUCUUACAUCAAGCAAACGUUUUUUGGGCUGUUUGGAGAGUUGGUUUCCUUCGCUUGCCUUCAUACAACAUUGUACAUGGUCCAAUGUCUAAAAUGAAGCAAUUAGAAACUUUGGUAACACUUUCUUUUACUGCCUGCUUUUUUACCAGCUAAUUAUUUACAUAGUAAUUAUAUUUUAUCUUCUUUGAGAUUCAUUGACGCAAGCUUCAAUAUGUAACAUUUGGUACUAGUUAAAGCAGUGAGUUACCAGUAUUAUGGAUAUCUAUUUCAAUGUUGAUAGUUUAGAAGUACAAGGAAGUAUCCAUUGGGCAUAGUUUCUUAGUUAAUACCAUGUAAAGUGUACCAGUUUAAAAUGGGCUGUAAAAAUAAAUGUUACCAAAACAUUCCCCCACAAAGUGUUGUCUUGGAGUAUAGACUAAUUUAAGAAACACAUUCAUGUACCUUACAGUGUGCAUUAAUGCAUACAGCAUCAAUAGAAAAAAAGUGGUUGUAUUUGUUUUCAUUUUCUUUUAUCAAUACAAAAGAAUUGACACUGAAACAAGUGGACUUAGAAUAAAACCUAUAUUUUUUAUUCUGUAUAUAUUGAAAUGCAAAUACCAAUAUGUUGCAAUGCUUUGUUGUACAAAUCCAAAAUGUGCUUGUGGCAAAGUUUUUUUAUAUAAUUUAUUUUGCAGUAUUUUUUUUGUUUCACUUCACCAUUAAAGUUAAA